CACUGCUGCCAAUUUAGCUUUUUCCCCGUCAAAUCUGGCUUUUUCCGAAGACCAAUUGCGGGAAAAAUUUGUGAAUUGCGGGAAGCGGGAAUUCCGGCUUUUUUAGAAAUGAAUUUCGCUUUUUUUCGGCUUUUUUUUAAUACUGCCACCAAUUUUAUGAAAACAAGGUUGCCACUUGUAAAAAAAAAGUUUGGUAUCAAAAUCUACCAUUUGCGAUCAAUUUUUGAAAUUUACCAGUUUUGAUAGAAAUAUACCAAAUGUAAAAGAGUGGCAUCUUUGUCAUACGUUUAUAUCGAUAUUCGACAAUAUCACCACCACUACUUUACGCAAAGUGUGUUCAAAGUGUGAUUUUUCAGCGACAAAAUUCAAAAUGGCAAAAGAAUACAAACAAAAAUGCCGAGAUGCUUGGAUAAAGAGCGAAGAAUUUAAAGCGUGGCUUCGCAGGGAUGACACGGACGACACAAGGGUCUAUUGCAGUUAUUGUAAAACCACAAUAACUGCAAAGCUGAGUGAUCUUCGUGCUCAUGCAAGUACAAAAAAACACACAAGUGCGUUGGGUGGCUUCCAACAAAAAAAUAAAAUUGAUUUUAGUAGCUUGCCUACAAAAACUUUGGAGCAGGAAGCAGCAUUAUGUCUAUUUGUUGCACAGCACACAGCUAUGGCACAAAUAGAUCAUUUGGGCAAUCUAUGCUCCAGUCAUUUUGAUAGUGCAACGGCCGGGCGAAUUAAGCUCCACCGCACAAAAUGCACCGGCAUCAUAAAAAAUGUUUUGGCGCGACAUUUUGACGAAGACUUGCGUAGCGAUAUAGGCGAUUCUAAGUUCAGCCUUUUACUUGAUGAAUCAACGGACAUUAGCGUUACAAAAGUUUUAGGCUCCAUUGAAAAUACCUAAAGUGAGCGACACCCGGUGGCUAUCCAUUGAGUUGGCUGUCUCACGCAUUUUGGCGCAAUGGGACGAACUUAAAUUGCAUUUUCAAUUGGCAGCGACAAAAGAAAAAUGCUUUAAAUCACAAAUUCUUUAUGAAUUGUAUAAUGACCAAAUAAAUCAAUUAUAUUUAAUUUUUUUAAACCCAAUUCUGUCGGACAUGCAGAAAGUUAAUAAGUGCUUUCAAAGCAAUAAAGCAAAUGCCACAGAAUUGCUAAACGAUUUAAUGUUUGCAAUUAAGUCGCUGCAAAAUUUAAUUAUUCCACCUAACAAGGAAAUUGAUGUUUUGGAAACUGACAGCUUUGAAGAACACGCAAAAUCCGAUAUGUAUCAAGGCUAUGACUUUGAAAAGAAAAUCAAAUCCUUGAAUAUCGAUGCAGGCCUUGAAAAAGAAAUUCGUGCUCGCUGCUCUUAUUUUGUAAUUGAACUUAUCAAGCAGCUAAAGCAGAGGCUCCCCGACAAUUUUCGAAUUUUGAAAAACAUUAACGUUUUUUCCGUUGACCAAAUUCUGUCAACUAAAAAAAAAGGAAUUACAGAACUUUUAGAACACCUCCAAGUAGACAAAAUAGCAGACAUUGAGCGUCAGUACAAUGAUAUAAAUCUUAUUAAGUGGGAAAACGUCAAUGACAGCACAAAAUUUUGGAAUGAGGUCUCUCAGUACAAGGAUUCUGGUGGCAACCGCAGAUUCCUUGACUUGGCAGCUGUUGCCCUGCAAAUGUUGUCUUUGCCAUGGUCCAACGCGGAUGUUGAACGCCUAUUUAGCCAGCUUAACUUGGUAAAGUCCAAGUUAAGGAAUUCAAUGAGCCUAAGCACGAUAAACAGUAUUCUUAGCAUAAGAUAUGGUUUGCAAAGACUAGGCAAAUGCUGCUAUGACUAUAAAGUCCCUCCGAAUUAUCUGCGCAUGAUAGGUACUAACCUGUCAUACGAUUCCGAAACCGAUGCUAGUCGCGAAGAACUAGAUAACAUUCUAAAAAUCUUAUAAAUUUCAAAAUAAAAUAAUCAAAAAAUGUAAUAAAAUAA
Molecule: messenger RNA, 1945 nt
Organism: Drosophila mojavensis
Lineage: Eukaryota; Metazoa; Arthropoda; Insecta; Diptera; Drosophilidae
Gene: Or13a
Product: odorant receptor 13a
Exons: 4
Coding region: 1086-1907 (273 amino acids)
Biological process (GO): detection of chemical stimulus involved in sensory perception of smell; sensory perception of smell
Cellular component (GO): plasma membrane
Molecular function (GO): odorant binding; olfactory receptor activity; protein dimerization activity
Source: RefSeq, a predicted model, not a curated record